ACCGACCGAUCCCGUCACUGAUCAUGCUAGGGAGAACCGCGUUCUGACGCGUUGUAUCGAGCGCUGAGAAGCCCGUGCGUGCACGCGAUAGAUGGACUGGUCAAGCAGCGAUGAAGUCAAAUAGUUUCCAAUUUUUGCUUCCUUCCAAAGAAGAUGGAAGGUGGCCGGCGGAUAAGGUGGUGGUGGUGGCGCUCAUCGGGAAGAGUACCGACCUGGCCGGCGGCGGCAAGGGGCACGCCUUCCGUAACCUGCUGAGCCACUCGGUGUUCGGUCCCCAGCCGGAGCUGGACCUAGGCGAGGAGCAGACACGCGUUGAGGGCUUCUUCUGCGCCCAAGAGAACGUGGUCUAUCUCCACCUGCGCUCCACGCUGGAUACGUCGGUUCUGUGCAGGAUCUGCCGGGACUUGAAAAAUAAAAUUGAUGAAAAUGGAUUCCUCACGUGCUGGUCGGAGCUGCGCUACUCGGCCGCCCGCGCGCUGCUCUUCCUCUUCUCCGUCUCCCACCUGCUAGUGCUCUACCACCCCAGCCACGUGUUCGACCUCAGCUACAUACAGAUGUUCCUCGCCAUCGACGCCUGCAGGCAGAAGCUGCUGCGUCACGUGACGGACACGCUGCGCUCGGUGCCGGGCGUACCGUCCGGCUGGGUGAACCAGGGCCGGCCGUGCCCGCCGCGCGUGCUCUUCUACUUCGCCAGCUGCCCGCCGGCGGUGGCGCGCCAAAAAGCGCGCGCCGGCCGCCCGGCCUCCGAGCAACUGCAGCACAGCCUCGAGGACCAAAUCUACCGGCUGUUGCGCAAAGUGCGCGUCAUAACCAACGCCAGCGCCCAGUCGCUGUUCGCGCUGCCCGGCAACCAGCCGUUCGUGCACGUGGAGAGUGCGGCACCCGCUGGCGACGGCGACCCGCUGCUGGCCCACGUCCGGCUGCUGCAGAGGCUAUGCCACCAGUCAGCCGACCGGAUGCCCCGGUCCCUUCGAGCUGACAUUGGCGGCGUCCCGCUCUCGGCCGUGCUGUGCUAG
Molecule: messenger RNA, 1016 nt
Organism: Pollicipes pollicipes
Lineage: Eukaryota; Metazoa; Arthropoda; Thecostraca; Pollicipedomorpha; Pollicipedidae
Product: protein smg8
Exons: 8
Coding region: 111-1016 (301 amino acids)
Biological process (GO): nuclear-transcribed mRNA catabolic process, nonsense-mediated decay
Source: RefSeq, a predicted model, not a curated record